This is a messenger RNA of Sphaeramia orbicularis (orbiculate cardinalfish), 1270 nucleotides long. It is a transcript of the gene btla, whose product is annotated as B and T lymphocyte associated. Gene Ontology annotation, molecular function: signaling receptor activity. The transcript has 6 exons. The coding region runs from base 138 to 1115 and encodes 325 amino acids. Lineage: Eukaryota; Metazoa; Chordata; Actinopteri; Kurtiformes; Apogonidae. Gene Ontology annotation, biological process: immune response-regulating cell surface receptor signaling pathway. Gene Ontology annotation, cellular component: plasma membrane. The record is from RefSeq and is a predicted model, not a curated record.
CGUGCACUCCGACACCAGUGUCAGUUUCAGGGAAACGUCUGAAAGAGGAAGCAGAGUGAGUGCAGCUGGUCUCACUUCUGUGUUCUGCCGCUCCAGAACCAUGUGCAGCAGGGACACUUGGACCCACUUAGACCUGGAUGUGGACCAUGACAGCUGAAGGCCUCAGGACCCCCUUCAGGACCCCCUUCAGGACCCCCCUCCGCUGCUGGACUGGCCUCUGUGUGUGGGUGUGGGCGGUGCUGGUUCUGGUCUCGAACGGGGACGGUGCAGUUGCAGAUCCAAAGUGUCAAACAGAAAUUAAAGUUCGACGCCACACAGUUUAUGAGGCUUCAGUUGGACAGAAGCUGAGGAUUAACUGUACAGUAGAGUUCUGUGAGGGUCCACCACCACCGGUCUACUGGUAUAAACUGGAAAAUAGUGAAGUCCUGGUAAACGUCAGCAGGAUCAGGCACCUGGAAACAGAAUGGAGGAUGGAGAAACAUCUGGGAGGAGUUUCACUGUUGGUGUUCGGUGGAGUUCUCAGCUCUGACUCAGGCAUCUAUCAGUGUGAAAGUGGAAACGCACUGAGUCACUACAUCAACGUGUCCAUCAGUGGUUCGGCGGCGGCUCGUCCUAACGUCACAUCACAGACAGACAGAAAUCACACAUCUGCUUUUACUCCAGACUGGAGCACUUUACAGCCCUACAUGUACUGCGCCGCCGGGAUCAUGGGCAUGGUCGUCAUGGUGAUAGCCGUAUCUGUUCUGUCGAUGCGAGGAUGUAAAGGAAAAGCCCAGGCUGAGUGCCAGACUGAAGCCCAGUACAUGGUGAUCCCCAUGGUUGAAACGCCCUACCCCCCCCCCAGACCUUCAGCCCUCCACCCCCCCGUCUGGCCCACCCCCCAGGACGAAGACCCCGCCCCUCCCGCCCAGAGACAUGACGACCACGUUUACGGGAAAGUAGAAAACGACCGAGAGCGACGACAGAGGGGCGGGACGACAGAGGAGGGGGCGGGCUCUGUGGUGUACGCCGCUCUCAACCAUCAAGCAGGGGCGGGGGCGGGGCCGGGGGCGGGUCCUCGGCCACGGAGGGCGGCGGAGGAAACGUCCGAAUACGCCAGCAUCCGUGUGUCUUGACCAUUAAAGGAAAAGGGAGUGUCUUUAAGAGGUUCACUUUAUUAACCCUUAAAGACCCAAAUGUCCACCUUAAAAGACCCAAACAUCUGCCCUUAAUGACCCAAAUGUCCACCUUUAACCCUUAAAGACCCAAAUGUCCACCUUUAACCCUUAAA